GUUAAAACACUUUCUCUUCUGCAGUAUAAAUGCGUUUUUAAAUUAGACUAUUUUAAUAUUUUUAUUCUCAAUUUUUGCACGUGAAAUGUAUAAAUAUUCUCCGGUAUAAUGUGCCAGGUUCAAGUUUACAAUCUUCUUUUAUUGUUUGUAUUUUUGCCCAGACUUAGAAGGAGAACUAAAACGUUUGCCCUCCUGAUCAGAAGGGGGCAGCACCUCCUAGUCCAUUACCCUGUGCGCUGCUCGGUCUCAUGUCCGUGUUUACAAGUGAAGCGUGACGUUAACGGGACCCGCUCCACUACGUCCCCGAGCUCCUUUCAUUUCCCCGUCAAAAAUGUCCAUAAUGCUGUCUCUCAAAGCUUUCCUCAACGACAGGUUGGCGGCAGCGGCCGAGGACAUUUUCUGCGCGGUAGAAAAGACAAUAACCGAGUACAAAGAGGAGAUUUUUCGCUCCAAAGACCUGGAAAUCAAUCGUCUCCGGAUGCAGCUGACGCUUCUGAAGACGGGGCUUUGUGUUUUUCUCCUUUCAGAUCCAGGGACAGACAAUUGUCUUCCAUCUCAGCACCAUCCAUCACUCGAGUCCCAUCACUUUGAUGAGGAGGAGGAGGACGGGGGCAGCAGCAGCACCAUGGAGCAGGAGCAUGCAGAGCCCUCAGAGAUCAAGAAGGAGCAGCAGAAGAGCCACAGAGAUUUCUGGACCAGUCACGAUGAAGAGCAGCUGGAGGGCCUGGAUUCAGACAUUAAGGACUUCAUCUCUGCCUCGUCCAGUUUAAAGACGGGCCUGCAGGAGCCCUCGUUGACCUUUCACCCCUACCACAACGACGGCAACAGCGACGAGAGCAGGGACAAGCCCUACAGCUGCUCGAUGUGCGAGAAGACCUUCACUAAUAAUUCCAACCUGACGGCUCACAUCAGGACACACACGGGCGAGAGGCCGUACAGGUGUGAGAUCUGCAGGAAGACCUUCAUCACCACCAGUGCCCUCAACAGACACCAGACCAUCCACACUGAGGGAAAACACUUUAUCUGCAAUUUCUGUGGUAAAUCCUUUAAAUGGAUGGAUUCUCUGACCAGACAUGUCAGGAGUGUCCACAAGAGGGACCAUGUCCCUGUAGGACCGUCCAGCGUGACGUUAACGGGACCCGCUCCACUACGUCCCCGAGCUCCUUUCAUUUCCCCGUCAAAAAUGUCCAUAAUGCUGUCUCUCAAAGCUUUCCUCAACGACAGGUUGGCGGCAGCGGCCGAGGACAUUUUCUGCGCGGUAGAAAAGACAAUAACCGAGUACAAAGAGGAGAUUUUUCGCUCCAAAGACCUGGAAAUCAAUCGUCUCCGGAUGCAGCUGACGCUUCUGAAGACGGGGCUUUGUGUUUUUCUCCCUUUAGAACCGGGGACAGACAAUUGUCUUCCAUCUCAGCUGCAGCCCAGCCAUCAUCACCAUGCUCCUCCUCCUCCUCGACAGCACCAUCCAUCACUCGAGACUUCAGAGUCCCAUCACUUUGAUGAGGAGGAGGAGGACGGGGGCAGCAGCAGCACCAUGGAGCAGGAGCAUGCAGAGCCCUCAGAGAUCAAGAAGGAGCAGCAGAAGAGCCACAGAGAUUUCUGGACCAGUCACGAUGAAGAGCAGCUGGAGGGCCUGGAUUCAGACAUUAAGGACUUCAUCUCUGCCUCGUCCAGUUUAAAGACGGGCCUGCAGGAGCCCUCAUUGACCUUUCACCCCUACCACAACAACGGCAACAGCGACGAGAGCAGGGACAAGCCCUACAGCUGCUCGGUGUGCGAGAAGCGUUUCAGCAACUGUUCUCACCUGACGGCUCACAUCAGGACACACACGGGCGAGAGGCCGUACAGGUGUGAGAUCUGCAGGAAGACCUUCAUCACCACCAGUGCCCUCAACAGACACCAGACCAUCCACACUGAGGGAAAACACUUUAUCUGCAAUUUCUGUGGUAAAUCCUUUAAAUGGAUGGAGUCCCUGGGCAGACAUGUCAGGAGUGUCCACAAGAGGGACCAUGUCCCUGUAGGACCGUCCUGACCAGCACAGUGAAACUUCACCUUAGCUGCUGUUGUUGUUGUUGUUGUCGUUUCAUGGUUUCUUUCCUAUAGUUUUAAUAUAAAACGUCCAGCAGCUGCAGACAAAGAAUGUACCGUCUGUUUUCAUGUUCAUGUUUUUCUGGUAAAUGUGCAGCAACCUUAACAAACCUCAGGUCACUCUGAUUGGCUAGUGACAAUUUAAAAAAAAAAAAAGAAAACC
This is a messenger RNA of Cynoglossus semilaevis (tongue sole), 2248 nucleotides long. RefSeq names its product zinc finger protein 39-like. Lineage: Eukaryota; Metazoa; Chordata; Actinopteri; Pleuronectiformes; Cynoglossidae. Gene Ontology annotation, molecular function: DNA-binding transcription factor activity, RNA polymerase II-specific; RNA polymerase II cis-regulatory region sequence-specific DNA binding. Gene Ontology annotation, biological process: regulation of transcription by RNA polymerase II. The transcript is spliced from 4 exons. The record is from RefSeq and is a predicted model, not a curated record. Bases 332 to 2029 code for a protein of 565 amino acids.